This is a messenger RNA of Durusdinium trenchii, 1431 nucleotides long. Lineage: Eukaryota; Dinophyceae; Suessiales; Symbiodiniaceae. The record is from the annotation of a GenBank genome assembly.
AUGGCUGCGGAGCUGCGGCCGCCAAACCGCGAGCUGGGCCCGGCAAGCACGCUGGAGCUGCUGCGGCGGAUGCGGAAGGAAGAGACGGGUUUCAUCACUUCAGACAUCGCGGCGGCACAGGAACUGGCAGAAGUUUCCUCACCGCUCUCCUUCAAGCGGGGGGAGGUCUUGUUUUCCCGUGGUGAGCCUUGCACUUGGCUCGGCCUCCUUCUUGCUGGCCGUUGCGAUGCCUUGUUGCCCACUGCGGGUGGCACUGGUGGUGGUGGGAAAGGAGAGCAGCGGAUGGGAGAAAUGUUGGGCCUGGCUCGAGUGGCCUUGUGGGAGAAGAGCCAUGCAAGGGCGUACACCUUGCGCGCGGUGGAUGAUGGCUGCAUUGCAGUGCUCAGCUACGACCAGCUGGAAGGCUUGCGACGUGCCCGUCCCGCCUUCCACCAUUCGCUGCUGAAGGCCUUGCUCUUACAGCUGGCCGACGCCUGUGGCUGCUUCUUCCGCGGCUGUCCGGUCUCCAACCGGCCACAGUUCAGCUUGGCGCCGAUGAACGAGCCACAGAUCCUGGAUUUUCUUUUGCGGCUGCGGGAAGAAGGGACGUUGCUGCCCAAUGCUGACUACAAUUGCCUCUUGAGCUUGGCGUGUCGGCUGCGUAUCGCCCAGUGGCCGGCCAGAAGCUCCGUCCUCUCCAAGGGAGAGCCCCUCAGCCGCUCGACGACGUCGAAAAGAGAGCAGAGGACGACGGACGUGUCCAAUCAGGUGCGACGGCGCCAGCGAGGUGGCGCCUUGAUCCUCUUGGACGGGAAGAUGACGGGCUUCCGGGAGGCCGCAGGUGCACCCAGCGUCUUCUUCGCGCCCGGUGAUUGCGUCGGCUUGGAGUUCCUCUUGGGUGGCGUUCAAGCAUGCCCUUUGGACGUCUUUGCCGCGCGCGCCUGUCUGGCGGCGGUGCUGCGGCGUGACGACCUGGAGGACCUUCGCAGGGAGAACCCUUCGAUGGCCACACAGAUCCUCCAGGCGUUUCACGCGAAGCUCUUCGGCGAGCUGUGUGGGCAGCAGCCGCCAGCGCUGCUGGUGAUGGCCGAGGCCACGGAGAGGCUGCGCUUCGCCAGCACGCAGCGCCCGGCCUUUCCGGCGCCGCUGCGCUUCCCGGGGCAUCUGCCGCCGGACGAGGCGAAGCACGCCUUGACGCCCGGCGAGUGCGAGGGAGGGGCGGCGUUGAAGGGGGGGGCUUGCUGUCGAAGAAGGAAAAGUAGGGGGAAAGAGAUUGCGAGAUUUGGUUGGUUGGUUGGUUCGUUGGUUGCUUGCUUGCUUCCUUGGUUGCUUGGUUGGUUGCUUGCUUGCUUGCUUGCUUGGUUGGUUGGUUGGUUGGUUGGUUGUUUAUACUUCUGUAGUCCAGUAUUUGGUCCUUUGUUUUGUGGGGGCGUGGACCUUGAGCAGGGUUGA